This is a messenger RNA of Sander lucioperca (pikeperch), 4783 nucleotides long. RefSeq names its product solute carrier family 7 member 8a (gene slc7a8a). The transcript has 11 exons. Bases 720 to 2297 code for a protein of 525 amino acids. Gene Ontology annotation, biological process: neutral amino acid transport; amino acid transmembrane transport. Gene Ontology annotation, cellular component: membrane. The record is from RefSeq and is a predicted model, not a curated record. Lineage: Eukaryota; Metazoa; Chordata; Actinopteri; Perciformes; Percidae. Gene Ontology annotation, molecular function: neutral L-amino acid transmembrane transporter activity; L-amino acid transmembrane transporter activity.
UUUACACAAAUACAACCUCUCCUUUCCAAACUAUAAACCCGGGUCGGAUGUGUAUGGGGUAGACCUGAACGACUUUCUUCUGGAGCAGCUUCUGGUUGCGCGCAGAGAGGAUGCUUUUUGUUUCUUUAGCUCACACGUGGAACAAGGAUUCUGUGAGAGCGUUUUGUUGUUUUUGAAAUAUUGUUGAUUUUUUUUUCUUUGCUCACAUUAGAAACAAAAAUAGUUAUCCUUGUGUGACUCUAAAGGAAUGCCAUUGGAAUAUGCGCUUUUCGCUCGAUAAUCGGACUUGAUGUGCGUUUAGAUCGCGACCUGUAGCGCCACCUGUGACACCGGCGAUUUGGGUUGCCAGCUGUGGUCAUACCUGGAAGACACGUUACAGUUCCAGCUGCAGCUGCAAUCAAUAUUUUGCUCUGGAGGAACAGGAGCAGGACACUGAAUUUAGCACAAUAUUUCCAACAGCCUGCUCUUUUUGUGUGCAUUUUUUUUUCUUGAUUCGUUCAGUGUAAAACCCCUCAUUGUCACAGGUUGCUGACAGUGCACUAAUAAUCAAUUUUCCUCAUCAGAUAAGUGCAGCACGUUUCAGCGUACGUAGUUUUACGCACGCAAUAGACGCUUGAGCUCGAGGCGAGACCAGCGCACGGUCAGCUUAAGGUACUGUGUGGUGGAAAAGAAGAUACAAAUAUAACCAAAAAGCCGGGUAGCCGAGUCCAGCCAUCAACAUGACGGACGGUGCAAGACAACGGAGCAGCACGUCUGGGUCUGCCAAGGAUGCUGCCGGUGGGAAGGAGUCGGGAGGUGGAGUAGCGCUCAAGAAGGAAAUCGGGCUUGUGAGCGCCUGUGGUAUCAUUGUUGGUAACAUUAUCGGCUCAGGUAUCUUCGUCAGUCCGAAGGGAGUGAUGGAGAACGCCAGCUCCGUGGGUGUAGCCCUGAUCGUCUGGAUCAUCACGGGCGUCAUCACAGCCAUUGGGGCGCUGUGCUACGCCGAGUUGGGCGUCACCAUCCCCAAGUCUGGGGGAGACUACUCCUACGUCAAGGACAUCUUCGGAGGACUGGCUGGGUUCCUGCGUCUGUGGAUCGCUGUGCUGGUGAUCUAUCCUACCAACCAGGCUGUGAUCGCGCUGACGUUUUCAAACUACGUCCUGCAGCCUCUCUUCCCGACCUGCUUCCCACCGGAGAACGGCCUGCGUCUGCUGGCUGCUGUCUGCCUCUUGCUUCUGACAUGGGUGAACUGCUCCAGUGUGAGGUGGGCCACCAGAGUGCAGGACAUGUUCACUGCUGGAAAGCUGCUGGCCCUUGCCCUCAUCAUCAUCAUGGGCAUCGUGCAGAUCUGCAAGGGAGACUACUACUGGCUUGAGCCAGCCAAUGCCUUCGAGCCCUUCCAGGACUAUGAUGUGGGUUUGAUAGCCUUAGCCUUCCUACAAGGCUCCUUCGCCUACGGAGGGUGGAACUUCCUCAACUACGUCACAGAGGAGCUGGUGGACCCCUAUGUGAAUCUUCCUCGUGCCAUCUUCAUCUCCAUCCCCCUCGUGACCUUCGUUUACGUCUUUGCCAACAUCGCCUACGUCACGGCCAUGAGUCCCCAGGAGCUGCUCGCCUCAAACGCUGUUGCCGUGACGUUUGGUGAGAAGCUGCUGGGAGUCAUGUCGUGGAUCAUGCCCAUCUCUGUGGCUCUCUCCACAUUCGGGGGAGUCAACGGUUCCCUCUUCACCUCUUCCAGAUUGUUCUUUGCUGGAGCCAGAGAGGGCCACCUCCCCAGUCUGCUGGCCAUGAUUCAUGUGAAACGCUGCACUCCCAUCCCUGCUCUGCUCUUCACUUGCCUGUCCACCCUGCUUAUGCUGUGCACCAGCGACAUGUACACCCUCAUCAACUAUGUGGGCUUCAUCAACUACCUCUUCUAUGGAGUGACUGUCGCUGGGCAGAUUGUCCUUCGUAUUAAACAGCCCGACUUGCACCGACCAAUCAAGAUCAGCCUCAUCUGGCCGGUCAUUUACCUCAUUUUCUGGGCCUUCUUGCUCAUCUUCUCCCUUUACUCUGAACCUGUGGUGUGUGGCAUCGGCCUGGCCAUCAUGCUGACUGGCGUCCCAGUCUAUUUCCUGGGAGUCUACUGGGACAAUAAGCCACAGUGCUUUGACGCCUUCGUUGAUAAGAUGACGUACUUGGGCCAGAAGUUCUGCGUGGUGGUUUAUCCCGACAUGGGUAAUAGUGGUGGGAGCAAAGAGGAAGGAGAGGAAAUGAAGGAGGCCAGGUCUCCUCUGUCCAAGGCGGACGUAGACAACCACAAGUCAGCAGACUGCUAAAGAUUUUAUCUCCCACCUGCCUCAAAAUAAACAGACAUAUGCAGACGCACACAUGGGUGCGCACACACACAAACACACAUGCAAACAUACACCACAGUUUAUAGUGGAUUUACUGAUCAACACUUUGUCUUUAAUAGUUGUAUCUGGUUUUGUAUCAAUCAAUAAUUUUUGUGCCAAAUAUAACAUGAGGUAUGUAGAGUUAUAUGACGUCAAACUUUUUUGUCUGGGGUCUUUCAAAAGUGCAAUAAAGAAGGUUAGCACCUUCCAACUCCUCAAUACAUGCUUAAACAGACACAUUUACUACUCUUCAUCAUCAUCCCACUUCUCUUCCUUCACUCACUCCCUGCACACUCCUACUGUAAGAUCAUCAUUUCAUUUUUUGUAUUUUUAUCAAAAGAUUCUUACUCUACUGUGAUGGCUACGCAAACACCUUUUCUUUAUUUUGUUUUUUUGUUCUUUUUUUGACACAUUGGAAAUGUUGCUUUGUCAUCCAUUCAACAUCGCGAAGUACACUGUAGUACUGCAUUUAGGUUUUAAAGGUGACUGUGAUUCCGAAAUGAGUCUCAUUUUUUUGGAAUUGUGUUAAUUGUUUAUAUCAUUUGACUUUGUUGUUAUUUUGGUUUUAAUAUUUUAAUUUUAGUUUUGUUGAUAUUCUUUCUUUUUUUUUUUUUUUAUUCAACAUCAUAUACAUCUUGGCCUAUUUUUUUUUUACUCUUGCGUACACCUGAAAGCUGAUGUGUGAUCUGUUCUUGUUACUUGCCUUAAUUAGAAUAUAGUCUGUACUUGGGUGUCACUAUAGCUCUAUUUUGACUGAGUGGAGAGAUGGUUAAUCCUCGUACAUUGGGGUAGUUUUUAAUUUUUAUGGAAGUAAAAAAAAAAACCUACAAAAUUCUUGUAUGGACACUAUACUGAUAAUUAACCUGUUAAAACUGCAAGUUCAGCAUGGACAUAGACAACUAAAAUGAAUAGGCAAGACAUGAUAGUGUCAACCACCACAUUUGCAUUGUUAAUGUGCAAACCCCUACACCGACACGUGAAUGCCUGCGUGAAAAACAGUUUUAAAGAGGCAUUGAUUGUCUUACAUGUUUUAUGGAAGAAGUGUUUUUGUAGCUUAACAUCUAGCUGUGUUUAAUUUUUUGUUUGUUCUUUAUUUAGGGUGCAGAAAUUAGAGCUUCACAUAAAAUAUUUUUUAAUUCUCACAAUUCAAUAGAAGAGAUUUUUAGUGCAAUAUUAGUAUAGGCAUCAGUGAAAAUUGAACAUGCACUCUUGAAUAAACCCAAUCUGUCUGGUUUGGUAAUAGUUAUGUAUCUAUACUUAUGUUGUAUAAUAUAGUAACAACACUCCUGCGCACAUAAACACACAGUAUGUACUCUUGUGUCUUCAGUCUUUCUGUAAUCUAUUAGUGUCUCAGGGCAUCCUCACUGCCUUCUGCUUAAAUACACUUGCCUAAAAACUCUAGACCAUAACAACUCAACAGAUCUGAUUGCGUCUAAGAAAUCCACUCUGUUAGUACUAAAUAUCUGUACUGGUGCUUUUAGAUAUUUAUUUCCUCAGGAGUCCCUGUCUUACAAGCAAUCCCAAGACAAAAUCUUACAGAUGUACUGUAAAUCGUUCUAGCUAUUAAGAAUCAUUAAAGUUGGGCCAGUAUCGUGAAGGUUUCUUUUGUUGAACUGUAAGGGGAACAGGGGUCUUGGAUGUCUUUACAAGUACAAUGAUUGUGUUUUGUGCCUGUAUGGUUAUUGUGUAUUUACAGUAUACACACGUCAUGGAAGUCUGUAUAUUGUCUCAAAUAAAAAACACAGGUUUUUUUGGGAAAAGGUGUGAAUUUGUAAUUCAGGGCCUCAUUUAUAUAGGAAAAACUGUUCCCUGCCUUUAUCUUUAUUCCAUUGCAAUCAUUUUAAAGAGUGUGAUUAAAUUGUUAUUAGUCAAGUUUUAACAUGCAACAUAGUGAAUUUCACAUAUUUCAGCAAGACUCUUACUGUACAUAAAUGAGGCUUGAAAAUGUAUUCACCUCAAAAAUGAAAUGCUGCAACUUUGUGAUAGGGCAAUGUGAACUAUGCAGACUUAAACCUCUACCUGCUUGUUUACUGCUUAAAAUCUAAAGCAAGUUUAACAGUGCUGAUUUUGUUUUGAUUGUCUUACUUUCUUGCUGCUCAAGUUUCCCUAAUAAGCUGCAACAUCCAGUUCUUGCUGUAAUUCAGACCAAAACAGGCCUUCAAUAUGGUGGAAAUAUGAAGUUCUCUAUGUUGUAAUCUAAGCAAUUAUUUUUCUACCAACCCAUCAUCGCACUACAAUACACUGCCUAAUGAGAAUGUCAUUUCUAAAUGUACAGGUCUCUAUAACAUAAGUUGCCAUCUGCAAUGUAUCUACCAUCCUGAGAGCCAAUUUGACUGACGUGUCUCUCAAACUUAAGUCUAUUUUGUGUUAAAAAUGUAAAUGUACAUAUUGGUAGUGAGUGUGUGACAAGAAUAAAAAAAAAAAAUAUG